This is a messenger RNA of Cyphomyrmex costatus, 1538 nucleotides long. RefSeq lists its product as uncharacterized. Gene Ontology annotation, cellular component: mitochondrion. The transcript is spliced from 7 exons. Lineage: Eukaryota; Metazoa; Arthropoda; Insecta; Hymenoptera; Formicidae. The record is from RefSeq and is a predicted model, not a curated record. Bases 500 to 1393 code for a protein of 297 amino acids.
GUUUUGGUAAACAAAUCUUAUCGGAGUACGGAGCAUGUUUAAACAGAGUUUAUGUUUAUAACAUUGGAGCGGUUCAAAUAUAUCGGCGGUGGAGGUGAUGAUUGGUAUCCGGAUUCUGAUGGGAGACUGCCACUGGAAGUUCGAUUUUGAAUCUCUUCUAUAUACAGGAUUCUAGUCACUCCUGUCGAUUUUAAAAUUUUUUGUGUGUCAUGACUUUUCCACCAUGCUUGGUAAUUGACACUUGACAGUGGCAUGAUGUAUUAUGGACAGUGGCGCCAGUAGCUGAGUCAGUCCAAGUUACUCCAAGUCAGUCUGACAUCUGACCAAGUCUGACUCUGACAUCACUGAGUCCUUGAAUGCGUUCCCGCAUUUACCGGAUUACACCAGAUGCUUCCCGAGAGGUUGUCCUCUCGAGAAAGGGAGAACGGUCACGUAGAAAUUAGACAAGUGUCAACGCGUGAGUCUCUAUUCGUUUAACGCUCCCCUAUACCUAGAUAAGAUGUGCGUAUCGGUGACGGCGCUUGGUCGACGAGGAUUUACCUCGAGGGAUAUUAUGCGACUCAGCGUUAAACGACCGCAUUGCUUCAGUUGCAAAUCGUCGAUGGAUAGUAUGCUAUCACGACAGUGUCCCACAUCAUUGUGCGUCGCCGAUGUCUCGCGAGUUCUGGGCUGGUUUCACCAGAGCUCGAAAAUGUUCUCUUCGGUGAGAACUCCGAUUUCCCCCGAUGCCAUCGUCGAUGCCUUGACGAAGCAGCAAGCGAAGGAGUUGGUGUCAAAGCUCUCCUCGGAGGAGCGUGGCUUGUUCUUGACAGCAUUGAACGAAUGCAAAUCAGCAGAGAAGAAGGCUGGUUAUGAAGGUCAAUUAGCUGCUAUUCGAUGGAGGAGCAAGUUAGGUAGACCUAGCAAAAUACCAUCGUUAGGCGAGGUGGAUCCUACAGGAACCUACUGCCCUAUGCCAGAUGAUUGGUUAAACCGCAAGUAUGUGCCACAGUUAGUUGAACACGUUGCAGAGCCAUCCACGAAAGACUUGGUACUCGUCGCGAUUGCGAAUGCAAUUCCGUUCGUUGGAUUUGGUUUUCUUGACAACUUCAUCAUGAUCGUUGCUGGCGAUCAAAUUGAAUUGAUGCUGAACAGAAGGUUUCCUAUCUCCACCAUGGCAGCAGCAGCGCUGGGCAACACGGUGUCCGAUGUCAUUGGAAUCGGUUCGGUGCAUUAUGUUGAGAUGUUUGCCCAAAAAAUCGGCUUUGAAGCUCCUAAAUUAACCUUAGCACAACUGAAUCUACCUAGGACACGGAUAGCUGCGAAUGUGGGUCGAGUUAUCGGUGUUACGAUUGGAUGUAUUAUUGGCAUGACACCUAUACCGUUAGCCGCGCUUUUCCGCAAUGGUAACUGAAUUAGCAAAAAAAAAACGACUGAGAAAAACGAAUUAAUUUAGUAAACUUAGUAUGUAGGACAGGCCGCAAAUAUCCCACAAUAAGUAUUUUAUUUUACACAAAUGCCUACAAACUUUUAUAAUUUUAAUGUUCAACUAUCGUAAA